This is a messenger RNA of Guyanagaster necrorhizus, 630 nucleotides long. RefSeq lists its product as uncharacterized. The coding region runs from base 1 to 630 and encodes 209 amino acids. The record is from RefSeq and is a predicted model, not a curated record. The transcript is spliced from 3 exons. NCBI's taxonomy places the organism in Eukaryota, Fungi, Basidiomycota, Agaricomycetes, Agaricales, Physalacriaceae.
AUGUCCGAGAAGUCGGACUGUCUCGAUGUUUCUAGUCAGUCGCGUUGCAAGCAACGAUGCGAUAAAGAAGCCAAGACUUAUUUGUGUGGAAUCCACGAUCUGAAAACUCCGGUCAUUCCUAUCCCAAAGAGUAUACGAUCAAAGAAGGCACAAGGUUGCAAUUCAUUUGUCGAAAAGCAGGGUUCCGUGCGCGACUCCGUGGGACCCUACCCUGAGGAACUGUCGUUAAUCUUUUGUCUGCAGUUACAGACAGCGGCCGUAUUUCACACAAGAAAACCAAGGGAUAAGAGUCUCGACAAGCAACGGUACUUCGAGUGGUCGUCAAUAUACUCGGUUUAUGCGCUUCGCAAACAAUUUUUGCUUGACAAAUCGCAUGUGCCUGGUGUACCAGUGAAUCAGCAAUGGAACAGCAGCAGGCGAGGCGAAAGCGAAGGCACCUUGUCCGCUAUUUCCAUAUUAGCUCAGCUGCGGGCGCUGCCGGCCAGAAUAAGGAAUACUGUCGAUAUUAUCGUUCAUAUCUACCCCUUCAACUACAGAUAUUACGACAAAUUGAACGCCAAGACACUCAAUCUUCUUCAGAGUGAUGUUCGCGUAAUUCUUGUCGCUGUAUAUGUUGGAGCUGCAGAGUAA